Closterium sp. Yama58-4 is the source of this 2733-nucleotide messenger RNA. Lineage: Eukaryota; Viridiplantae; Streptophyta; Zygnematophyceae; Desmidiales; Closteriaceae. The record is from the annotation of a GenBank genome assembly.
AUGGGUAGCACCGGUAGUACGUAUAGCACCGGUAGCAUGGGUUGCAUGGGUAGCACGGGUAGCACCGGUAGCACGUAUAGGACCGGUAGCACGGGUUGCACGGGUAGCACCGCACGGGGAGCACCUGGCAGCACAGGUAGCACGGGGCAGCACAGGAGCUCGGGGCAGCACGGGGAGCACGGGGCAGCGCAGGAGCACGGGGCAGCACAGGAGCACGAGGCAGCACAGGAGCACGGGGCAGCACAGGAGCACGGGGCAGCACGGGGAGCACGGUGCAGCACAAGAGCAUGGGGCAGCACAGGAGCACGGGGCAGCACAGCAGCACGGGGCAGCACAGGGAGCACAGGGGGGAGCAGCGGCAGGAGGAGCAGGCAGGACAGGGGGGGAGUGGUGGCACCGGGGGAGCCGGCGGUUGAUGCAAUUGGGGCUGGGGUUCGGGAAACUGGUUUACGGGAGGGUGCUGCUGCUGUGAAGCCAGGUUUGACGCUGCGGGUGGAGACUGAUGUGGCUGUAGUGGCUGAUUUGACGAAGGCGGGGCGGGAGACGCACUGGCCUGCUGCCGGGACCGUAGCCGCCUCUGGCGACGGCUUAAUCCCGCCCGCUGCGGAGCUGCCGGCGGCGGCGACGCCGCCACCUUCGGACGGGGAGUCUGAGAUUGCUGCGGUCGUAGCCGAGGCAGCGAGGCAACAAGAACAACCCCCGAGCGAACCGUCUGCGCCGACUGCCGCUGAGUUCGCCGGAACGCCUACUGCUGCCCCGGCCGCAAGCACGCACGAGCACGGCCGGGCGGAGGGUGGAAAUGAGGGUCCCGCGAUCGUCGUCGCUUCCGCUGCCGCCCCGGCGAGGAGGAAGACGAAGCUUCGCGCCAAGCCAGCGCCGAGGCGGCUCGGAGCAGGGCUGGGACCUGGGGUCCCGGGACCCCUCCUGGGCUGGCUUCGGCAAGGGCAGUCGCCACCAAGGCAAACGCGUUUGUUGUCAUCUGCACCACAGCCUGCAAUGGGACCCAGCGCGAGGAGCAACACGGAAGCAGCCGUCAUAGCGUACGCCGACAACAUCACGGUGGUGGGACCACGGGAGGAUGUGUUCAAGGCCUUCGACGCUAUCGUCACAGAGCGGGCAAAGCGCGGGCUGCGGUGCAACGUGGCAAAGUCAUCGGCAUGGGGACCGCGGGAGAGAGAUGAGGGGCGGAUCGGACCGCCACAUGGAUUGCGGAUGAGUACAGAGGGGAUCAAGGUGCUUGGCAGCCCCAUCGGCACGCCGGAGUACUGCACCACAGAGAUCCGAAAGGCGCUCUCCAAAACAUCAGCACCUGUCCCUCUUAUCACGCAGCUGCACCCACAACACGCCCUGCUACUACUCUCCCGCAGCAUCUCAUGCAGGAUCUCAUACCUGCUCCGCACCACACCGAGCAGCGCAUUGGAACGGGAGGAGUGGAGGGCGUGGAGCGAGUCACUGGUAGGGGCGGCGCUUACUGCAGCCAAGCUUCGGAUCCCGGCAAGUGAGCUGGAGCAGAGCCUCUUGUGGCCACAAGCAACUCUGCCCGUGCGCCUUGGGGGGCUGAGCAUCAUUGAUCCCGUCUCCGAGGCACCAGCGGCGUAUAUUGCGUCCCUGACAGCAGCACAUCACCUACUACAGCAGAUGAACUUGCGGGAGCAGGAGCUGUUGGCGCGGGCGGAGACGCUGCUGUCCAGAGAAUGGGCCCCCCCGCCCCCAUCGUCAAACGUGCUGGUGACCCUGGAGGAGAGGCUGCCGGCGGAGGCACGGAUGGCACUACAGUCCUACAGGGAAGGCCCUCAGGGGCAGGGCAACCUGCAGCUUCUCUUGUCCAAGCACAUCAACGUGGUUCGGGCCAGGGAGCUGCUGGCUGAUACUUUGGUUGACAAACCAGGGGAAGACCAGAGGCACGGGGUCCGGCUGGUCAGUUUGAGGGGGGUAGGAGCCGGGGAUUGGCUACACGCAGUGCCGACGAGAUCUGACCUUACAUUUGCCCCUGGUCAGUUCUCGUUGGCACUCGGGUUCCGCCUCGGGAUGGCCCUACCAGUCACGGUCAAGUGUCCCUGUAAACGCGACAACUCGAAAAUCAAGGAUACUAGCCUGGCAAAUCACCUGCUCCGGUGUGGGGAGGGAGGGGAUGUGGUGAGGACGCACAAUGCCCUGGUCUACACAGCUCUGAGAUUGGCAAGGGAGGCAGGCUUCAAUACCUUCCAUGAAACGUCGGUGUUUUCACCCCGUGUCCACCGCAAGAGGGCAGACCUUGCAUUCCAGGGCAAAGAAUCAGCGGAGACUUGGGUCACGGAUGUAACAGUGACAGACCCGGUGCUGCAGAAGCGGGACCCUAGGGUGCGAAAGCCGCCUGGGUGUGCUGCCAGGGAAGCUUCCGAGAAGAAACAUCGCCUGUAUGAUGGCCGCCCCGACUACGUGGGGUGCUUUGGCCUUGCAGCUGAAACUUACGGGGCGCUGGCGACAGAUACAGUGCAGUUUCUUGAGCUGUUAGCUGUAGCCACAGCGAGGAAGAAAUUCAGGCAGGGGCCGCUUACUACCACAACCUCCCGCCUAAAUGCACACUACCGUCAACGCUGGUCGGUCAUGCUGCAGCGUUCCCAGGCGAUUUCUUUCCGUAACAAGAGCAACAUGGCGGCCGAGGCGGCCUUCCCCCAAGCACCUACGGACCCCUGGGAGCCGAGCCUGGGGGAUCUCUGGCAGGUGCUCGAUGACGACCUUGCAAGAGUGUAG